Adineta ricciae is the source of this 435-nucleotide messenger RNA. The record is from the annotation of a GenBank genome assembly. NCBI's taxonomy places the organism in Eukaryota, Metazoa, Rotifera, Eurotatoria, Adinetida, Adinetidae.
AUGAGUCCAGCAAUCAACUAUCGCGAACAAUUCGUCCGUGCAGACACCAACCGUAAUGGAUACAUUGACGAUCGAGAAUUCCGAACAUUUCUUGGCCCAAUCAAGUCCAAUCAAACACCACAAUUUACGAAAGAAGAUGAAGCUUCUUGGAAUGCCACUCCAGUCGUAGAAUCCGUGUCUUAUGAAAUCAGUUACGAUGUUGCCUACUAUGGUUUCGUCGAAGAUCCAUAUAAAUAUGAAGUUCGUAUGAAAAGUUCAGCUAAGCCAUAUUCUCAUUCGUACCGUAUUGGACCCGACGUGGGAAUUGGUGCACCAAAUAUUGCACACAAAGUCAAAGUGUACGAUCCAGCUGGUGCAAUGUUUUAUUUUGCUGAUUUCAAUCAUGACAUGCAACUCGAUGAAACCGAAUUCAACUACCUAAUGAAUUCAAUUUAG